Messenger RNA from Ipomoea triloba (trilobed morning glory), 789 nucleotides. Its product is annotated as zinc finger CCCH domain-containing protein 6-like. The coding region runs from base 1 to 789 and encodes 262 amino acids. NCBI's taxonomy places the organism in Eukaryota, Viridiplantae, Streptophyta, Magnoliopsida, Solanales, Convolvulaceae. The record is from RefSeq and is a predicted model, not a curated record. The transcript has 3 exons. Gene Ontology annotation, molecular function: metal ion binding.
AUGCCUGAUAAUUUGUUUAUUGCUGCUGGGGAGGAAAGUGUGGAGUUAGGAGUCCAAAACCAAAGGCAAAAGGGUGUAGCAGAAGAGGUGUAUGUUCAUCCUUACUCCAUAAUUCCUCCCAAUCCUUCUGUUGGGUUGGAUUUGGAGGACCAAUCCCUGGAUGACAGGUGCAUUUUUCACGUGCCCCUAGUUCCAAUAGAAGAAAUAGAACUAGAGGAGGGAGAAGUGCUACCUCCUUGCGAAAUCUGUGCUUCUUCACAGCCACUUAGCACAUCAAUCCAUGGAAAUCCUAUCAUACCAGGAUAUGGAGGAUUGAAACUUGAUCCUGAAUUAAUUGCUGCCAUAGUUACAGUUGUCCGGAGUGCGCAAAUUGAUUUGAUAGAUCCUGAUCUCCUGACCAUGUUUCUAAGCAACCCACAAUUGGUUGAGAAGGAGAUGAAAGUGCUACUAGCUUCAAGCCUUCUUGCAACUGAGGAAAUACCAAAGCCCAGCAUGGCUGAAAGAAAGCCUGAACUCAUAGCACUCCCCCAUGCAGGAAUGCCAAAUAUGGCUGCUGGUUGGCAUGCAAAGAAAGUGAUUGAUGAAUAUGGGAACAUAUAUGUAGGUGGCGACCCAUUGUCCCGAGCUCAAUGCUCCUCCAGUGUGCCCAUAUCUAAAAGGGAACAUGAAUCUGUGGGAGAUAAGCCUCCUUGCAAGUUUUUCAAUACGUCAAAAGGAUGCUGGAAUGGCUCCAAAUGCCGCUUCUCGCAUGAUGUUGAUGCUCCUUAUGCAAAGAGAAGGAAGGCAUAA